Molecule: messenger RNA, 1098 nt
Organism: Lachnellula hyalina
Lineage: Eukaryota; Fungi; Ascomycota; Leotiomycetes; Helotiales; Lachnaceae
Gene: AAED1
Product: Thioredoxin-like protein
Exons: 2
Coding region: 1-1098 (365 amino acids)
Source: RefSeq, a predicted model, not a curated record
AUGGCUAUCGCAUCUGGCUCUCUAGCUGCUCGAGAAGUAUCCGUUGCUUCCACAUCCAACGAUACCCCAAAGACGAAUGGACUUGAUUCGAAAACACUGGCAGCGCUUGAAAAAAUAGACACCUCGAGGACAUCUGAACAGGAUUAUACGGAUCGCGUUGACCAUACAGCAGAGUUCAAUGGCGAUGUGAACACGAAUGACGAGAUCCCUACGCAAGAAACCUUGGCCCGACUCGAGAAGUUGGUGGUGCUGGACAAAGACGGCAUAACAAUCCCAUUCAGAGAUCUAUACAAUGGCCCGAAUGUGGCGAGGAGGGUAUUGAUAAUAUUCAUACGGCAUUUCUUCUGCGGCAACUGUCAAGAAUACAUGCGCGCCAUCGCCUCCUCCAUCACGCCCUCCGACCUCCUGCACCUCCCCACCCCAACCUUCAUCGCAGUCGUCGGCUGCGGCUCCCCCGCCCUAAUCUCCAUGUACCAAGAAGCCACAUCCUGCCCCUUCCCCAUCUACGCGGACCCGACGAAGAAAACCUACGAGGAGCUCGGCAUGCUGCGCACCCUCAACCUAGGCACGCACCCCGAAUACAUGCGCAGAUCCCUCAUGAGCGCCAUGGUGACUAGCUUCGUGCAGAGCCUCAAGCAGAUCAAGGGCGGCAAGGCGUUCCAGGGAGGCGGUUACCAUCAAGUCGGCGGGGAAUUCCUCUUCGAGCCCGUGAACAUGGUGACGCCCAUCUGCAGCCCCGAUGUCAGCAGUGCGGACAACGAGCGCAAGAUGCUUGGGGAGGGGAUAGGAGGAAGUGGGUAUUUGGGUAGCGGUGUUGGAGAGGAGAAGAGGGUUACAUGGUGUCACCGCAUGCGCAAUACGCGAGAUCAUGCCGAGAUCCCCGAGUUGCGAGAGGUGCUGGGCCUAGAUGGCUGUGGGGUGCCGGGGAGGAACAAGCGGCGGUGGACGCUCGCGCUGGGGAAGAGGAAGGGCACGGGGUUGACGGAGACGGAGAGGUCGAGUGUGAGUAUGAGUCUGAGUCGGAAUGGUGGGGGGAGUACGAGGCAGAGCAGUGAGCUGCUGAUGAAUAGUUCCAAUAUGGUGCGAUCUGAUGCUUGA